Messenger RNA from Phytophthora sojae, 675 nucleotides. RefSeq names its product necrosis inducing-like protein NPP1 type. The transcript has 2 exons. Bases 1 to 675 code for a protein of 224 amino acids. The record is from RefSeq and is a predicted model, not a curated record. Lineage: Eukaryota; Oomycota; Peronosporomycetes; Peronosporales; Peronosporaceae.
AUGAACCUGCGUGCACUGCUUCUCGCUGCUGUGUCCUGCUUCGCCACCAUCCAGGCCGAGGUGACCUGGAUCAACCACGACCAAGUGCAGCCGUUCGCGCAGCCCGAGCCUGCGACCGACUCGGAGACAGCCGCAGUCAAGUUCAAGCCCUUUCUCGAGGUUUCCUACGGAUGUGAGCCGUAUCCUGCAGUUUCGGCCAAUGGAUCGGUCAGUGCGAGCCUGAAAUGGACUGGCAAGAACGAUGGCGACUGCGAAGGAUCAGCUUUAGGCUCGCAGGUGUACUCGCGCUCGGACUGGUACAAGGACAAGUGGGCCAUGAUGUACGCCUGGUACUUCCCCAAGGGCUGGCAGGGGGCGUCCACAGUCAGCCACCGCCACUUGUGGCUGCAUGCCGUGGUCUGGAUCGACAACCCGGCGCUCGAUAACUCGACGAUUCUCGCUGUCUCAACGCCUGUGAAACUCGACGCUAGCAGGGGCUUUUGGGCGAGCAAGAUGCUGCUGAAGCUGACGACGGACAAGGGCGAGUCGCAGGAUCUGAUCACAUGGGAUCAAAUGACCGAGGAAGCACGCACCGCUCUGAGUGAAGCCAACUUUGACAAGCACCUCUUCAAGCGAAAGAACACGAAGGUUCCCUUCAAGGACGGAGUGUUCACUGACAAGCUCAAGAAGGCCUGA